AUGCCUCCGGCUGAGUUGAAGACGGUGGAUCUGAGAAUAACCAGCGCUAUUGUUUUCAAAGCUGAUGUUAUGCAGUGUGGUUUCAACAUUGUUAGCAAGCGACUGGGUCAGAAUAAAAAACCGCUUCUGAGCGUUCUCUUCAGGAUUAUUGGCACUCCUCAUCCAAUACACGACGAGGAUCCCACCAAGGUCAGACGCUGUUCCGAGAUCUUCGUCAGUAUCGGCGAAGAAGUGCGAUCGAUAAGCUCUGGGGGAAUUGAGUUAAAGAAUGCCGGGCAAACAGUGAGCAAAACACUUUAA
This is a messenger RNA of Dibothriocephalus latus, 300 nucleotides long. The record is from the annotation of a GenBank genome assembly. Lineage: Eukaryota; Metazoa; Platyhelminthes; Cestoda; Diphyllobothriidea; Diphyllobothriidae.